AUUCGAAACUGAGGUUACUCUCAACGCGCGGUGAUUUCAACAUUGCUCCGUUUAGCUUUACUACAAUUGUUGGGAUCAAAGAUCAAAUUACAAAGCAACAACAGAGCCAAAGUGCACACUACAAAACAGAGAACGCUAAAUUAAUGGAUGACUUAUAUAUGAAAAAAACUUGAUACUCAUGCAAACCAACCAACCCACGGCAAUUGAAAUACGGAAUGACCGCCUCUAAUCAAGCCGUUCAAGGUCGCUGAAACGAAAGGGCGGACACAUUUCAAAAGGACCUAACGUUUAAACCGUGCCAGGUUAGCGAACAGAUUCACGUCAAUGCCAAACAUAAAAGUGUUUUCUGGCAGCUCAAAUCGAGACCUGGCUCAAAAGAUAGCCGACCGUAUUGGCUGUCGAUUAGGCAAAGUUACUUCUAAAAAGUUCAGUAAUCAGGAGACAAGUGUUGAGGUUGAGGAGUCAGUCCGCGGGGAAGACGUCUAUAUAAUACAAACUGGUGGUGGAGAAGUCAAUGACAACCUUAUGGAACUACUCAUAAUGAUUAGCGCCUGUAAGAUCGCUUCAAGUUCCCGAGUGUCCGCAGUCAUCCCCUGUUUCCCAUACGCAAGGCAAGACAAAAAGGAUAAAUCACGCGCUCCUAUCUCUGCAAAAUUAGUAGCUAAUAUGCUGUCAGUUGCCGGAGCUGAUCAUAUCAUAACAAUGGACUUACAUGCCAGUCAAAUCCAAGGAUUUUUCGAUAUCCCUGUUGAUAAUUUGUAUGCUGAGCCUGCAGUCAUCAAAUGGGUCAAAACAAAUAUACCAGAAUGGAAAGAUUGUUGUAUUGUUAGUCCAGAUGCUGGUGGCGCUAAAAGAGUAACUUCAAUCGCAGAUCAGUUAAAUGUUGAUUUUGCCUUGAUUCACAAAGAACGGAAACGUGCAAACGAAGUGGAUCGUAUGGUUCUUGUUGGAGAUGUUAAUAACCGUGUCGCUAUCCUGGUUGAUGAUAUGGCAGAUACAUGUGGAACGAUAUGCACUGCGGCAGACAAAUUGAUUGAAGCUGGCGCUGAGCGUGUUUACGCUAUCUGCACUCAUGGUAUAUUUUCAGGCCCAGCUUUGGAGCGAAUUAAUAAGUCAGCUUUCGAAGCUGUUGUUGUAACAAAUACUUUGCCACAAGAAGAAAAUAUGCGGAAAGCUCCCAAAAUUCAGUGUAUUGAUGUAAGCACUAUGUUGGCUGAAGCUAUCCGUCGAACACAUAAUGGUGAAUCUGUCUCCUAUCUAUUUAAUCAUGUCCCUUUGUAACAACAACAAUAAUAAUUCUGAAUCAAUCACCUCCCAAAUGACAAAAUAAGUGACAAGCUAGAAAAGAUUGUUUUCUUUAUCACUAUCCACUUUAUAUUUGUAUUUUCAGCAUGUUAAGAUUUUUUUUCCUUUUAAAGACUUAUAUAUUUUCUAGUCUUGUUCCAUUUAAUCUAAUGUAUUUUGUUCAUCGAACUAUUCCAUAUUGAAAUAUCUUUAUUCAUCAUUAAAUGCAUCGAAUAUCUUUUUUUUUGUAGCAGAAAAUAAUUGAUUUACCUUUAACGUAAUUAGUUUUGAUUUAGUUUGGUUUGAUUGUUUGUUUUUAUUCUCUUUUUUUCUUUUUAGAGAAUCCAAUAGUCUUCUUUUAGUCCUUUGUAAUAUAUUCUGUUGUUCGUCUAUGUAAUUAGUAUUAUUACUUGUAAUUUGUCGAAAACAUAACCCUGUAAUCCUGAAUAGAUCAGCGACUGGAGACAACAAACUAUUGUGAACAGCUGACUGAAUUGUAUUAAGUUUUUGAUUGAGAUCAUGAACCGGUUGAUGUUAGACCACCAUUAAAAACCUGGAAGCACUGGACGGUCGUUUCAUCUUAUUGUGAGACAUGACCAGUGGAGCUAAUGUGUGUCAAGUAGAGACAGGUAUGUACCUCAGUACAAUGGGAUAUGGUCGCGCGAUUUCUUAGAUUGGCUGAGGUUAGACAUUAAUACCGUUGAAUACCGGCCAUCUCAGAGGUCUAGAGGUUAAGCGUUUGCGUGCGAGACCGAAGGCCCUGGGUUAGAAUCCCGUGAGCGAGAGAAGUCUCACAGUGCCUCCAGGUUUUCAAUGGUGAUCUAACAUCAAUUGGUUUAUGAUCUCAAUCAAAAACUUAAUAAUCUCCAUAAUCCCAUACUGAUGAAUCGUAUUAUAUUCGAGAUUGAUGAGCAGUAAUAUGCAAAGGUUUUUCUGACCAUUAGAAGCACUGUAACAUCUAUGAUUGCUGUCAUGUAGCCCAAUCCUCUUUAAGAAUAUACAUUCUUGUUUUGCUUUUACAUACGUUUUCAAGGCAAUGGGUUCCUUAUGAAGGUUAUAUAACUGGCACUAAAUAUUCCCGAUAUUUUUCCGGUGAAUUUCAG
Messenger RNA from Schistosoma margrebowiei, 2387 nucleotides. NCBI's taxonomy places the organism in Eukaryota, Metazoa, Platyhelminthes, Trematoda, Strigeidida, Schistosomatidae. The record is from the annotation of a GenBank genome assembly.